Messenger RNA from Mya arenaria, 4370 nucleotides. RefSeq names its product trichohyalin-like. The record is from RefSeq and is a predicted model, not a curated record. The transcript is spliced from 32 exons. The coding region runs from base 499 to 1629 and encodes 376 amino acids. NCBI's taxonomy places the organism in Eukaryota, Metazoa, Mollusca, Bivalvia, Myida, Myidae.
GAAGUAAUCGAGAAAAAUGUCGUUGAUACAAACAGUGAUUACUUUUAUUUGUUUAUUAAAAUAAAUAUUUAGUUCAAACACUUGCUUUGUUUUUUGUUAAACCUUUUAAAACUAAUGAACUUUAACCUAAGGAAGAGGACGGAUAUAUAAUCAUGUGAUUUCACGUCACGCACGCAUACAUACUAAUGGCCUCGCAUUUAAACAGACACUUCUCUCGAAAGGCGGCCAUUGAGCGACAGACUCUCAGUGCGUUUAGCAUAAUUUGUAAUAUUGGAUUUGUAGUGUGAUUUAUACAAACAGAACUAAAGUUCGUUUACGACUGAUUGGCUUUGCUCGUGAACAAGUUGCGUUAGGAGGCACCUUUGGGUAAAUAGGACUACGAACACCUGCAUGAUUCUUGGAUAGUGUGGUAGAUAACAAAUACUAGCGUGUUUAACGAUUAAGUGGCUCUGUUCGUGAACAAGUUGCAGCAGGACAGGUGAAAAUUUGUGACUUAAAAUGGCCAGCGGUGAGGAUAGAGGAUCUAAGACUGAAGAAACGGUUCGAGCGAGAACAGAAGCGCUAAAACGGACUGAAGAAACGGUUCGAGCGAGAACAGAAGCGCUAAUACGGAGUACAGAAGCGCUAAACCGGAGUACAGAAGCGCUAAACCGGAAAAGCGACGAUCUAAUACGGAAAAGCGACGAUCUAAUACGGAAAAGCGACGAUCUACGACGGAAAAAUAAAGAGCUACCACGGGAUGAAGAUGACCUUAAACGACUUGAAGAAGUUGUUCUGAGGGAUGCAGAUGACCUAAAACGACUUGAAGAAGUUGUUCUGAGGGAUGCAGAUGACCUAAAACGAUUUGAAGAAGUUGUUCUGAGGGAUGCAGAUGACCUAAAUCGAUUUGAAGAAGUUGUUCAGAGGGAUAAAGAUUACCUAAAUCGUCAAAUUCUGGAGGAUGAGAAAUUGAGGCAGGAAGAGCAGAUUAAAAAGCUGGUGGAUGAGAACUUGCGUUUGCAGGAUGAAAACUCAAAGAUUGAAGAACGUUAUCAAAGGCUGGAAGAAAGGAUUGAAAAACUGAAAGAUGAAAAAUCGAGACUUGAAGAAAUUUUUCAAGAGGUGGCGGAUGAGAGUUUGAGAAUUCAGGAUGAAAACACAAAAAUCGAAGAACGUCAUCAAAGAACGAAACAACUUGAGAAAUACUGUUUCUUGUAUUACUGGCUGCAUUCGGACUGUCAUGUCGCUCUUGAAACACCUGCAAGAACAUACAUAAGUAUCCACCCACCACACACAAAGGGAUUUCAACCAAAUCAACUAAACGUGGUACAAUCUCUAAAGGAGGAUAUUAAGCGCCUAGGGAAUCCAUCAGAGAUUAUUCCUUUAGUCGGUCUGAAUGGUGAUGGAAUAGAUGAAUGGUACAAAACAGUUGAUGUACACAAUGAACAGUUGACAGAGGAUUACAGUAUACUAGAAACUUCUUUCAGCAAAGGAUCUGACGAUUUCGAGAAAUACUUUGCAAAACACAAACCAAGCAAACCAAAGAAAAACAGUCCACUCUACAUUUAUGCAGCUGCCUGGGACCAUUCACACUGUGCAACUGCACCUGCUAAGGACAGCACAUUGAUUGAAGAAAUUAGGCACCUAUAACGGAUUUCGACGAAAUUGAGUUUUCCCGGUAGCGGGAUUCGAUGUUGUCCUCCAAAAAUUGGAGACCUUGUCCUGAAAUAAGUAGAAGCAACAGGACUAACGUUUGGACUGGUGCACGACAUUUCAGCUGAAAUAAACGAUGCCGGACAAAGUAGCUAAGUUUCAUCGAAAUAUGGCAUAUUGCUCCAAAAGACUUUAUAUAUUUUGCAACAAAAUGUCCUAAAACGGAUAAUGAGAAGAAAAAGGAACAUCAGACAUUUUUUUCCGAUGUUGGUGAUUCUGGAGCUUUCGUUUAUGUUGUUAACCCGAACGCUUUACAAGAUACAACCGACGAGAUAUUUUCCAAAGACAAUGAUCUUGGGUUUGUUGGCAUGGUCACCUCAGAAGAAAACGGAUCAUAUUAUUCAACGUACAUGGAAAAACAAUUGAUUGGACUGAAGAACAAAUUUUGUUAAAUGAAUGUAUUUAACACUUAACGAACGUAAAGUUGUAGCGAAUUUACAGAACCGUGACAGGUUUGACUACUUUCCAUCUCUAUAGGGCUUGCUGAAAUUAUCAGUUGUCAAAUAACCAGCACUAUGUAAAUACACAAAAGAUUUGAUAUAUUUUUUCUUAUCAGAUAUCUCUUGCUGUAGUUAUGCUCUGAUAUUAUAAACUGCUCCUGCUAUUUUUGUAUUAUUUUGUUAUGUGUUUUGUAUUGAUCAUAUUUCUGUAUAAGCAUUGUUUCAUUGACGCCGCCUGGUAUAUUAAAAUCUAGCUUUGUCUUUACUGAUUCGGUAUUGAAAUGAUUGGUUGUUAAAGGAACAGUAUUGUGAAAAUACACAGACGAUUUUAUUUAUUUAAUCAGAUACUGUUUUCUGUAAUAUUAAUAGUGCUUCUGCUUUUUGUGUUAUUUUUUAAUGUUGCUUUUAUUAUCAUAUUUUAUCUUUAGCCUUGUUUCUUUUGAUGUCGCCUGGCAUAUUUCAACCAAGCUCGAUAUAAAUGAUAGUUUGACCUUUCAUAUUCCUCAAUGUCCUUUUCAAACGCGAUUGUAAAAUCACUCCUCAUUUAGAAUGCUAUUUGUCUAAAGGCCAAUUUUUUCCGUGACUAUGCUUAAGAAUCUAUAUUUCAUUUUAAGAAUGUAAAAUGCUUAGACGUCAUUACAAAUUUCUUUGCAAAUAAAUUGAAAUAUAACACAACAAUAUCAUUCGUACAAUGGUGAUCCUUUUCCGUCAUUAAACAGGCUUAAGAAAGAAUUCAGUUCUCAGAUACUUUUUUCCAUUAUUGAUGUCUGCAAAGUUUUAUGCGAUACCUUAUAAUUGUUUGUUGUUAUGUUGGUUAGUUCCUUUGUGAUUAAUUAUAUUUGUUUAUGGCUAAGAUUACUAGUUUUGACGUGAUUAAUUUAAAUACUGUUUCAUUAUGUUGAAAAUGUCUACGUGCUGAACUGUAAUUGUCUUUGGUUAUGUUUGGAAGUUUGCAUACACUUGUGAUGAACUUUACUUGAUCUUGAUGAUGUUUGUCCAGAUUAUAUGCCAUUAAUUGGAUUUUUUUAUCAUGUUUCCAAGGUUGUAUAUAACACAUUACAUUCUUUUUCGUUUGUGAUUCCCAAUGUCUAUCUGAUAUAUUAUAAUUGUUUCAGAUUAUACUUCCAAGUGCCUAUGUCAUACACUAUAUUAUUUUUUCCUAUAUUUCUAAUGUGGUACAUUACAUCGUUUUUAUUGAUGUUUUCAAGUGUCUAUGUGAUAAAUUAUACUUAUUUUCGGUAAUAUUUCAAAUUACCUAUGAGGUACGUUAUAUUGUUUUCAGUUAUAUUUCCAAUCGAUUCUGUGACACAUUGGAUUCUUUUUGGUUAUGUUGUGCAUGUGUGAUCAACUAUAUUGUUUUUUGGGUAUGUUUGCAAGUGCAUAUAAGGUACAUUAUAUUAUUUUCGGUUGUGUUUCAAAGUGCUCGUGUGAUAAACUAUAUUGUUUUCGGUUAUACUUCCAAUCAACUAUGUGACACAUUCUUUUGUUUUCGAUAAUGUUUGCGGUUAAGUGUCUGUGUGAUAUAUUAUGCUGUUUUCGAUUAUGUUUGCAAGUGCCUAUAAGGUACAUUAGAUUGUUUUCGGUUAUGUUUGCAAGUGCCUAUAAGGUACAUUAUAUUGUUUCCGGUUAUGUUUGCAAAUGCCUAUAAGAUAUAUUGUUUUCGGUAGUGUUUGAAAGUGCCUUUGUGAUUCAUAAGAUUGUUUUCGGUAGUGUUUGCAAGUGCCUAUGUGAUACAUUAUAUUGUUUUCGGUUAUGUUUGCAAGUGCCUAUGUGCUACAUUAUAGUAUUUUCGGUUAUGUUUGUAAGUGCCUAUGUGAUACAUUAUAUUGUUUUCGGCUAUGUUUGCAAAUCUUGUACAUUAGAUUGUUUUUGGUUAUGUUUAAAAUUAUUUAUGUGACGAAACAUAAGUGUUAUUUGGUAUGUUUUCAAGUGUCUUUGUGAUAACUUGAGGAUGCAUUAGGCAAUGCUUUCCAGUGAUUAUGUGAUGAACUACUUCUGUGUUGAUUGAGUUUGCAAGGUAAUACCUGAUGAACAAUCACUUUUCGUAAUGUUUGAAAGUGAAAAUGUAAUGUAUCAUAAUUGUUUAUUAUUCAUAACGUUUGCAAGUUUGUAUAGAAUGAAUUAUUAUUGUUUUUAAUUAUGUUUGCAAGUAUCCGUGUGAUAAAUAAUGGGUGAUUUUAGUUACUGGUAACACGUUUGUUUGUGAUGAUUGCACCUUUACAUAAAAAUUAACAUUCA